Molecule: messenger RNA, 3891 nt
Organism: Mycena citricolor
Lineage: Eukaryota; Fungi; Basidiomycota; Agaricomycetes; Agaricales; Mycenaceae
Source: the annotation of a GenBank genome assembly
UUUGCUUCCAGGGCAGCAAUUUCUCGGAUGAUGUGUGGGGCUAUGGCUCCUGUUUGUCCCUUCCACGCUUCCUUUGAUUCUGGCGUGUGUGUCUCUUCCGGUUUUGUGGAUGAACGCAGAUAGUUGUUUGUCUUUAGUCAGGUCGUGGUCUGUCUCGAUGCCCACUCUCUUAAUGCCCCAUUCAAACGUGUUUUCGAAUUCAUUUGCACGCACAUAGAUUCGAUCGAUUCGGGAUAGGGAUCCUCCAAGGUUAGCGGGUUGGCGGAACGUGUAUUCCUUGGUCUCGGGAGCGUCCACUGCAGGGCCAUUAUCUUCAUGGGCUGGGAGUCUGUCUAAAGCAGCUUCUACAAUGUUCAUGUCGCCUGCCAUUAUAUCUGGUUUUCGGAUUCUGGGGUGUCGUGUGAAGAAUUCUUGGAUGUUCUUCCAAAAUUGUGCAUUUUCGGCUGGCUGGUUUGGAUGACCAUGGCUCUGCCUGGUACAAUUUCGUGCAUUUGUAUUCCUUCUGUCCGCGCGAGGAUCUUCAUUUUACGGCCGAACAGAUUGUCUAUAUCCUCUUUCCUCUCUUUAUUCAUAUGGGCUUCUCCAAUCACCAGUACAGCCACCUUGUCUUCUCGCAUUAUCUGCCACACCCCCAGCCAUUUGUUCUUGGGGUGGUGGGCAUUGGUGUGACCGUGUCCCCGGAUGUUUAGUGCACCUAUUUUCAGGGCAGCUUUCAUGUUCUUCCGGCCGUUUCUGCCGCGUGGGCCAGUGGGGCCCGGGUAUGUCUGUGCGUGUGUUGGGCGUCUGUUAUCUGGCACUCUGCCAUCUUGGUGUCUCUCGUUAUCUGGCACUCUGCCAUCUUGGUGUCUCUCGUUAUCUGGCUCUCUGCCAUUUCCGCUUUCUGUAUCCCUUUCUUCUCGGGGGGGUAGCUGUCUCUCAGCUCCCUGCGCUCGCUGCGCAUGACUGUCCCUGUUGUCUGGGCUGGGUAACUGUUGCUCAGUUCCCUGCGCACUCUGCGCAUCAGCACAUCCACUUGUGCCCCCCGAUCUGCUCGCUGCAGUCGGAGUUGCGUCCCAGGGCCCAUCAUCGGUUCCUCGGGACAUCUGUCCUUCCUCUUGUGGAGGUUGGCCAUCGUCCCGGGUUACCUCCGGGCGAUGGUUCGCCAGUUCCCCUCCUCCGCGGUUGCCUUCGUUGGGACUGGCUGGGCCGGUGGCGGAGCCCUGCCGCCCUCCAGCUGCCGUUGCCUGUGCCAAUUUUCAGUAGCCAGCCAAAGAGACACAGCGCGUUUCCCGCUAAGAUCGGCGCUGUGAAGUCUCACCUUUGGGGUUGUCGGGGGAGCGCCAACCGUGUCUCGGGCACGCGUCGCAUUCAUCUCCCCCGACAUGCCAGGACUGCUGGCCAGCGCACCCCGACCUAAAUAGGUCGCGCUGUUGCGGCGCUAUCAGACGAGGGAUCGACCUCAUCCGACAACGCGUUCCCUCCCCCGUUUCCCGUCCUGCUCCCAAAUAGAACAGUCGGUAGAUGUGGCGGGUUCGGGUUGCGCGGUCCUCGUCGCGUCUUCUUCUGGGCCCAGACCCAGGUGGUCGGGCGCUCGACAGUAGAGAUCAAAGAUUGUCGGAUGUGAGGUUGCGGUUCGCGUGAGCCUCGAGAUGUCGUGGUAGCUCUGCAAGUGUCGCCGUCGAGAGGUGUCGUCAAAAGUUGUCGUCGAGAGUCGUCUUAGAGGGUGUUUCGGGCGAGCGCGUUGAGCGGAGAGGUAUAAGCGAGGUCGGCAGGUGUCUCGUGGUGUGGAGUGGCACGUCGCCAGUAGCGUCGCCGGGUAGCGGCGUAUCAUCCCGUAUGGUGCUCAUACCUCCGCAAUGGCGUCUUUGGCCGCAGUCCCCCACUGGUUUGCCGUUCCCGUGUUGUGUCGUAAGUGCGUGACGUGGCGCCGUAGUGUUGUCAGUGCGGCGUUCGUGUCAGCGUCGAUGAGGGCUUGGUCGGGGAGGAGGGAUGAGGGAUCAAGGGAGAGAGUGGUGUGCGAGCCAUUCAGGCUGUGGGGUGUAGUGAAACGAUUCAUAUUUCUAUUAACCUCUACGAAGUCGCCGUACUGCGUACCGUGCACACUGCACUUCCGGGUAAUCCCAACCCAUCCUCACUUCGAGGUGCCUUUAGUCUCGGCCGGUACUCGCGCUGAGUCCCCACCGCCCGCUGCGGCGUGGGGAGCCUCGUAUUUCCUUUACCGUCCGUCAUCACCCGAGGGAGAUGAUGGUGGUAAGAAGUCACGAGCCCCCAUCAUACUACUUACUGUCUGCUCGCUCCCUGGCACUGCGUGCUCGUUCCUCAAGAGCUCUCCCUCUUCCGAUGAGCCAGCUGCCGGUGGAAAUAUGGGACAUGAUAAUUCAAAACGUGCCCCAACACCAUCGGCCUACGCUACUCGGAGUAUCUCGGCUGUUCCAUGAGAUCGCCCUUCGCUCCGUUUUCUCAACAGUCAAGAUCUUCCUGGUCCAUGGCGAGCCUGGCCUCUUGAUGUUGAAUACUGAGAGCGAGCGAUACGUUGAGGAUGUAUCUGACCACCGCUUCAACGAGUCCUGGGAUAUCCUGCACUGUAUCAUCACCAAUCCCCUUUUUGCGAGUGUGGUUCGGACAAUGAGUGUCCAUGCGUUUACGGAUGGACCUGCCAUCUUCGAACAAAGAACUGUGGCUCAAGCUCUCCGUGCAAUGCCUCAUCUGCAAUCUUUUCACUACUUCGGUGAUUGCCCUGACGUGUCGGCCAUCGUAUCUGCAUUACCUAAACAACUCGAGAGGUUACGCAUCCAAUUCACACCAUCAUCGAGUCUGUUCGGCGAACUAUCCAACCUACGCAACUUUCAGCCAGCCAUUCCCUUCAGUUACGUUCAGGAUCAGCAAGUAGACGGAAUCUUCUCGGAGUGGAAUUACGGAUUUGGUCGAGCUGAAGACGCGAUGGAGAUCGUGAACGGGUCACCGAAUAUCCGGGAAGUCACCCUUCUGCCUGACCAUCUGCCCUUGCUGUCAGUCCGAGUGUGCCACAUGCUCACGACUUUGGACAUCUGUGUGCCCCAGGGCUACGGAGAACUUGUCGGACUGGAACUCGUCUUCCGGCAUGCCGUCGCAUUAACUUCGUUGUCGUUGGUGGGCUACAUGGAACCGCAGGCCUUCGAGGUGAUCCCUCGGGAUGUCUCUGCCUUGCCGUCUCUCACUUCCUUUCGGUUAUCCUGUGAGUCCUGGGAUCCUGACUCCACGACGCUCAAUCUUCCGUACAUAUCGGACUUUCUCGAGAGCCGCCAGUCAUUGCGCCGAUUACACCUUCGCCUGCCGGAUAUCCGAGUGUCGUUGGCAUUGGGCGUUUUCGCCAUAAUAUCAAAAAUGAGAGGAUUGCAGGUUCUCGGAUUCCAUGUUGGAUGUUUGGAAACUUUCGAUGGGCAAUGUGCAGAGCUUCUCGCCAGCGGGCUAUCGCUCAAACUGACCGCUCUGCAACUCGUUUUGCCCUGGCGAGGAGAUCUGCAUCUCAAGAUGUGGACUCCGAUCCUCUCCAAACUGCAGCGAUGCCCCCGACUUACUUUCGUGCAUCUUUUCUCUUGCGGUGAGGAUCCAGUGCCCAUUCAUCCCGACGAGCUCGCUGCUGAUCUAGAGCACCUCGAACUUGUUGGGCUGCAACGUUCUCUGUUCACGAUCCGUCGGGAUGCCGAAAAACACUACCAUUGGCGACCAUGGUCAGUGAAAUAUUGUAUUCCCGAGGACUUUCCCUCUGUAGACCAUGCCUGGUUGUUUCAGUACCACUGAGUACAUGAAUGAACGCUGGCAAUACCCCGAGGAAAGAUGACGAUGAUUUCGGUCACAGUCGUACUGGAAUUAAAACAAGACUUUUGCUCUAUUUCCGGACCGGAUAAUCAAAAAUUCUCCUACGCUCGGGUU